This is a messenger RNA of Closterium sp. Yama58-4, 1305 nucleotides long. The record is from the annotation of a GenBank genome assembly. NCBI's taxonomy places the organism in Eukaryota, Viridiplantae, Streptophyta, Zygnematophyceae, Desmidiales, Closteriaceae.
AUGAGCGAAUUCAUCCAGGCAGCCAGUCACAGCGCACGAGUAUCGGUCGAGAUAGUAUCUGCGCGUGGCCUCCGCAACGAGCGGAAGCUCCCCUUCGCGCGCAUGAGCCCCUGCGCUCUCGUCUCCCUCCCCGCCCUCCCAUCCUGCUGGAAAGCAUUGCCGCCUGCCGUCAACGGCGGGCGAAACCCUAAUUGGGGCGGCGGGCCGCAAUUCACGGCGGAAUUCGUGGUGAAUGAUCUGCUGCCCCGCUUAGAGUCGUCUCCGCAGGAGCCAUCCGCCUCCUUCGUCCCUUCCGACUCUUCCUUUCCCGCCUCUCCCAUUUCCUCCGCUUCCGCCGAUUACAAAUCUACUGCCUCAACGUUUCCUUCCCCCGCCUCCUCCGCCGCCGCAGCAUCCUCCCCCUCCGCGGUUCUUCCCCCCCACGCGCGCGCGCAAGUGCGCGUGGAGCUCUUCAGCUCCGCCGCCCUGCGCAAGUCGCUCGGCGCGGCCACCGUGGUGCUAGACGCGGCGCUCCGCCGACCGGGGGAGUGGCAAUUAGCGCAGCUGCCAGUGAUGCGCGCGAAGCGCAAGGGGGGAGACGAGCGCGUGAAGCAGAGCGGAUGGGUGACGGUGCGGGUGAGGGUUGGGGGAAUAGCGGAGGGGGGAAAGGCGGAGGGGGGAGCACCAUGCUGGCAGCCGCCGCUUGCACCCAUCCCGUCAUUCUACAAGCACACAGGGACUGAUGACUGUGCUGACGUGGAUGGUGCUGACGUGGACGGUGCGAGAAGAGAGGGUGCAGCAGCUGCGGCGGGUGCAGUCCCAGCUGGCGCACCAGCAAUACCAAUCAGGGUGCAGGAGCACUUCGAGGCUACACAGUUACCAUCAUCCCAGAGCUGUCAGACCACUGCUCAUCCAUCUCAACCGCCUCCAACACCUCCACCACCGCCUGUUACUGGUUUCCCUGCCGUACCCCCUAAUAGUCACACUGUGCCACCUUAUUACCCUCCUCCCCAGUAUCCCCUACCCAACCUGGGACCAUACGCCCAAUCAGCCAGCAGCAGUCACCCAUACACAGCCUAUCCAGGGCCGACCAAUCCCCCUGCACCACGGUACCCCUCGUUACAAGCACCCCCAGUUACAGCGUACAAGCACAGCAAGCAUGGGCAGAAGAGGAGGGGGGCUGGCAGGGCGGGGCUGGGGGCAGGGUUGGCGCUGGGGGCACUGGGUGGGCUGUUGGUGGGGGAUGCCAUUGGGGAUGCUAUUGGGGAUGGGGUUGGGGAUGCUGGAGGGUUCGAUUUUGGAGGGUUUGGUGACUUCGGCUUUUGA